UAUCGAAUGAAAGAGUCAUUCUGAGAUGACACCACCGUCGUCGAGGUUAUAGUAACUUUAAUUCCUACUAGGUCGGAUGAACGCAUAACCUUACUUUUAUAAAAGAAAUUAUUUUCAAAUAGAUUUCAUUAUAUAUUGACAAGUUGUCGCUAUAAUUAUGAGACUCGGCACAUAUUUAUUGCGGAAAGAAAUACCUUAUCGAUUCAGAGGGAAGUAUCGUAAAAUAAAGAAUCCCACGUUUGAAGAUUUGCUAAAAUUAAGGCAUGACAUUGAAAGAGAAGAAAGGAAUAUGUUGAUUUUAAGACAUCCAUAUUUAACGAGUCAACAAUCUGCUGGUCACAUGAGUCAUAAAGAAAGGCCAACUUUGGGUCAAAUAUAUGGGAAAUUAAAAGACGAAAAGUUUUCUAAAUGCAUAACCAUUGAGGACAGAUUAAGUCACUUAAAAGUAUUAGAACCUUGGGAUUGAAGCGUAUAUUUGUUUAUAAAAUGCCUUAAAUCCUUUAUAUAUCAUAGUAUUGUAUAAUUAUUAAAUAUUUUAUAUGAUUUAAAAUGUA
This is a messenger RNA of Vespa velutina, 554 nucleotides long. RefSeq names its product ribosomal protein 63, mitochondrial. The transcript is spliced from 2 exons. NCBI's taxonomy places the organism in Eukaryota, Metazoa, Arthropoda, Insecta, Hymenoptera, Vespidae. Gene Ontology annotation, molecular function: structural constituent of ribosome. Gene Ontology annotation, cellular component: mitochondrial ribosome. Gene Ontology annotation, biological process: mitochondrial translation. Bases 158 to 466 code for a protein of 102 amino acids. The record is from RefSeq and is a predicted model, not a curated record.